AUCGCGUUUGUGAAGGUUAUCCAUUUGUUUUGGAUUAGAUUUUAUUUAAAUUAUAAAUAAAUAGGUGUAUUAAGUGUGUUUGUAUCUACGUAGGAUAUACAGUUAAACUAUGUGGUCUUAUCUAUACAGACGAGUGAUUUUUACAUCGAAAAACAAGUUAUUACGGAGCCUUGCAACCGAUGUGCCGAGAGUUAGAUUUGCUCCUAGUCCCACUGGAUAUUUACAUUUAGGUGGUUUAAGGACAGCUUUGUACAAUUAUUUGUUUGCUAAAUCCCGAGGCGGAGUAUUUAUACUACGAAUAGAAGACACUGACCAGAGUCGUAAAGUCGAGGGGUCGAUAGAUGCACUUAUAGAUGACCUGGACUGGUCAGGCAUCGAAUGCCAUGAAGGACCGCACAGGGGUGGUAAAUAUGGGCCAUAUGUCCAAAGUGAGCGUUUACAUAUAUACCAGGAAUACAUAAAUAAACUAUUAGAAAAUGGUUCAGCAUACAAAUGCUUUUGUACUGAACGCAGAUUGAAUAUAUUAAAAGGAGAUGCUAUAAGGCAUCAGCGAAUACCUAAAUAUGAUAAUAAGUGUAGGAGUCUUUCUGAUGAUGUUAUAAAAGAGAAGAUGCGUGCUGGGACUCCUUAUUGUAUUAGAUUUAAGCUGUCAUCCGACUGCCAAGCUUUCGAAGAUAUGGUGUUCAGUGGUAUAGCGUACGACGUCUCCAUGAACGAAGGUGACCCAGUUCUGAUGAAGAGUGAUGGCUUCCCAACGUAUCAUUUUGCUAAUGUUGUUGACGAUCACUUGAUGGGAAUCACGCAUGUGCUGCGAGGGGUUGAGUGGCAGAUAUCGACGACGAAACAUUUGUUGAUUUAUAGAGCAUUCGGUUGGACUCCGCCGCAAUUCGGUCACUUGCCGCUCAUUGUAAAUGCGGAUGGAACCAAACUUAGCAAGCGACAGAGUGAUGUUAGAGUUGAAGAUUAUAAGAAGAAAGGUAUAUAUCCCCUUGCUUUAGUUAACUAUAUAACAUUGUCUGGCGGUGGGUUUGACCAUGUGCCCGGGGAAGGAGUGAGGCUGAAAACUAUAGACGAAUUAGCUGCUGAAGAACAGUUCCAGACGGAAAAAAUAUCCUCUCACCCAAGUCGCUUAAACCCAGAUCUACUCGAAGAAUGCAAUAGAUUGGAAAUAAAACGUCGCUUAAGUGACGAAAACCUUACUAAAGACUUAGUGGAAAAGUUACAAGGGCUUAUAAAGGAAAAGUUCUAUGACCAGAAUUUGAAUAUAACAGAGGACCAUAUAAGAACCGUUUUAUUAUGGGCCACAUCCAGGAUAACAAGGAUAGAAGAUUUGGUAUCAAACAAAUUCGCAUUUCUAUGGAUUCUUCCGCAAAAUAAAACAGAAAUAGACACACAAUUAUUUCAUAAAUUAAUACAGAAUUUGGAAGAUUUGCAAAACUUUGAUGAAACUUCAAUAAAGGGGAAUUUACGCGAAUUUUCUACGGUGAAUGGCAUAAAGUUUCCCGCGUUAAUGAAAAUGUUGAGAUCCGUUUUGAGCGGGCUGAGCGAGGGACCGGGUGUAGCGGAAAUGAUGCAGUUGUUGGGUAAGCGACAGUCGUUGGAAAGAAUAAAGGCAGUUAUGAGAUAA
This is a messenger RNA of Colias croceus (clouded yellow), 1627 nucleotides long. RefSeq names its product probable glutamate--tRNA ligase, mitochondrial (gene GluRS-m). The coding region runs from base 110 to 1627 and encodes 505 amino acids. The transcript is spliced from 6 exons. Lineage: Eukaryota; Metazoa; Arthropoda; Insecta; Lepidoptera; Pieridae. Gene Ontology annotation, biological process: glutamyl-tRNA aminoacylation. The record is from RefSeq and is a predicted model, not a curated record. Gene Ontology annotation, molecular function: zinc ion binding; glutamate-tRNA ligase activity; ATP binding.